AUGAAUGUUAUAGCGCCGCAUUCGCCGAGACGACAAAAGUUGAACCUUAGAAUGAAGAGCCUCUCGCUGGACUCGCCGGAAUGUGGGGAGCUGAGACGUCGGCCGGGUCGAGACCAACCGCCCUCACAGGGCAGCAGAGUUCUCUCUCCUUCAUCGCCGGUACAUAGCAGACGAUUAUUGAGUGCCAGGAUCGGUCGCAUGAGCAGCGUCGAACUUCCUGAUGAACCGGAUAAGAGCUUAUCAUCGAAUAGCGCCAGCCCUUGUCUUUCCCCAGUGAAACAACCAAGUAAGCAUCAGAGACUACUGCCGACAAACCUCUACGUGAUUCUGUAUAAUUUCAAGUCUCGGCACGCUGAUGAACUGGACUUGAAAGCAGGUUACAAGGUGACAGUAAUUGAUACCUCAGAUCCUGAUUGGUGGAAAGGCAAGUGCCUGGGAAAGAUUGGUUACUUCCCAUCCAAAUAUUGCACGAAGCUGCAAGCUGGCGAGAGACCUUUGCAAGUCACACAUAAUUUACAGGUUUCUGACGGUGACAAUGGACUCAUGCUGCUUCGGGAUCAGAUCGUAAUACAAGUAGGAGACGAGGUCGAUGGAAUGGUGAUGAUUCGUUCAGGCGACAAUCGACAAGGCGUGUGCCCGAAACGUGGAUCCCUAACCGAAGAGAGUAACAAGUUGCAAGCACCGAAACCUAGUCAGAGCGCACCGGUCACACCGUGUGACAGCGACAAUUCCACCUGGUCUGACAAAACAUGGAUGAGUAAGUACAGCUACGAGUCAACAUCAGGAUACGACUCAGCGGACGGUGCCUGGUGGUGGAAAAGACCAAUGGAUGUACGGCACGAGCCUCCAGAUGGUGUUUGGUGGUGGAGGAGACCUUUAGACGUACGGCGAAACCAGUGCCGAAGAUGUGGCGCUUCCUCGGCCACAAGGCCUCUCAGAAUGAUGCCUUGCGCGGGCGUUGCUCAAACACACGAAGACGACUACGGAACACAACGGCCCCUGAUGUCCCGCGACCGCCCCUUGCUAUUCGUUAGACAGUUCUUUUUGUAG
Messenger RNA from Diatraea saccharalis (sugarcane borer), 1050 nucleotides. NCBI's taxonomy places the organism in Eukaryota, Metazoa, Arthropoda, Insecta, Lepidoptera, Crambidae. The record is from the annotation of a GenBank genome assembly.